CUUAGGACGCCACGUCCCGAACCAAGCAAACGUCAGGACGGCAGUGACGUAACUCAGUCCUGGCCGUGUGCAGCGUGGGCUCCCGCAGCCAUUGCAGUUUAGAGAGGUCCCCGCUCGUGUGUCACGGCGCAGGCUCGCUGUAGCGCAGCCGCUCUGAGUAAACAGCAAUGGAGGACCAUGCAGUUACCCAGACAGACAGCUUAACCACCAUUGAAGCCCAUACAGUGGCCCACUCUGUAGCUCAGCAGGUGCAACAGGUCCAUGUUGCCACAUACACAGACCACAACAUGCUGAGUGCUGAUGAAGAUUCUCCAUCCUCUCCCGAAGACACGUCCUAUGAUGAUUCCGAUAUCCUUAAUUCCACUGCUACAGAUGAGAUUACAGCUCACUUAGCUGCAGCAGGGCCUGUUGGAAUGGCAGCUGCAGCCGCUGUGGCAACCGGAAAAAAACGAAAGAGGCCUCACAUAUUUGAGUCUAACCCUUCCAUUCGGAAGCGGCAACAAACACGCCUUCUCAGGAAACUGCGAGCAACACUGGAUGAGUAUACUACUAGAGUAGGACAGCAGGCUAUUGUCCUGUGCAUCUCUCCAUCCAAGCCAAACCCUGUAUUUAAAGUGUUUGGAGCCGCUCCUCUAGAGAAUGUGGUUCGCAAGUAUAAGAGCAUGAUUCUGGAGGACCUGGAGUCUGCUCUGGCAGAACAUGCCCCUGUACAGCACGACAUAAACUCAGACCUUCCCCCUCUGACUAUUGAUGGUAUACCAGUGUCUGUUGAUAAGAUGACACAGGCCCAGCUCCGAGCAUUUAUCCCUGAGAUGCUGAAGUAUUCUACAGGAAGGGGAAAACCUGGAUGGGGCAAAGAGAGCUGUAAGCCAAUCUGGUGGCCGGAUGAUAUCCCAUGGGCUAACGUUCGCAGUGAUGUCCGCACAGAGGAACAGAAACAGAGAGUUUCCUGGACUCAAGCACUGCGAACAAUAGUAAAGAAUUGCUACAGACAGCAUGGGAGGGAGGAUCUUUUAUAUGCAUUUGAAGAUUUACAGCCAACACAGAUGGCAACAGCACAUGGUAUUGCACACCUCAUGCCCUCACAGACUGUGGUACAGACUAUCAGUAACCCAGAUGGCACAGUGUCCCUCAUUCAGGUUGGCACAGGGGCUACUGUUGCAACUCUUGCAGAUGCAUCUGAACUUCCAACAACCGUAACAGUCGCACAAGUUAAUUACUCUACGGUCAGUGAUGGUGAGGUGGAGCAAAACUGGGCAACGUUACAAGGAGGAGAGAUGACCAUCCAGACAACACAGGCGUCCGAGGCGACCCAGGCAGUCGCAUCCUUGGCAGAAGCCGCAGUGGCAGCAUCACAUGAUAUAGCGCCAGGAGCAACUGUGACAAUGGCAUUGAACAGUGAAGCUGCGGCACAUGCUGUAGCCACCCUAGCUGAAGCCACCCUGCAGGGGGGAGGACAGAUCGUUUUGUCGGGAGAAACUGCAGCAGCCGUUGGAGCCCUGACCGGAGUGCAGGAUGCUAAUGGUGCAAUUUGGAAAAGAAUUGUGAUGAAGGAGAGUGAUGGCAGAAAUAAAGGUCUAGUCCAGAUUCCUGUCAGUAUGUACCAGACUGUGGUCACCAGCCUGACCCAGGGUAAUGGUCCUGUCCAAGUAGCAAUGGCGCCAGUCACAGCAAGAAUCUCUGACUCGACAAUGACUGUGGAUGGGCAGGCAGUGGAGGUAGUGACACUGGAGCAAUGACUGUCGAGCCCCGGAGGACACAUUAUAUGAUCUUUGAGUUCCCAAAGUUCUAAGGAGUUCUUCCGGGUGUCAUCAAAACAUGCUAAUUUUUGGAGCGGCCAAAAGUUCAAAGGCUUAUCAAAAAAAUCAGAGACAUAUUUUUAUCAUUGAACUUUGUAAAUAUAUAUUCCCAUGUGCUGGUCUUGUUCUUUCCUUAAAAUGUUUAAUUUAUUUCAUAAAAGAAAUCUAUUUCCGAUUUAAGCUCUGGGAAGGUCACACAGCUCACUGAGGGAUAGCAAACCCAUAGCUGACUGCCUUUAUCUUGUAUUUAUAAGCUCCUUCAUCCCAGAUAUCUGCCCAUAACAUGGAUGGAUUUGGAAGCAAAGCUUUUGUUGCUAGAAUUAACUGCUCUUUUCCUGGAAGGGGGGUUUGUGUGUUGUGGUAAUACCAUCGUUAAAUUCUUAUUUCUGCAUCAGAUUUGCUGAUCACCUGUUACUUGCAUGGAAGGAACAAGCCUAAGUGGUUUCCUUUUCUCAACCGUUAUCUUUGUUUCCAACCUGGAAUGGUAGCAGCAACUGUAUGAGUUGUGGUAUGAAGCAUGGAAUCCGUAUGUAAGCUUGGGGAUAUAGCAGACACCCAGAGUAAGGGCAGAUGUUGUUUUUGGGAGACCAUGUUUUUAGCUAAAAGGAAAUCUGUAAAUGUGUUGGAUGAGGCUGAGCAUGGUAUGAAGCUCCUCAGGGAAUGCUGUGGUUCCCUUAUUUCUAUCUCUAGUCUCCUCUAUGGACAGUCCCUGGCAAAAGCCUUAGACGAGUAAAUGUUGAUAGUUAUGUAUCAAAUAAAAGCCACGGCACAACCAGAAUUGCACUAAAAAAAUUUUUAAAAUGUUUCAUCAUAUCUUGCCCCAUUAUCUAGGCCACGUGGCAGUUUUGGUUGGUUGGGCACACUUGUUAUUGGCAGAUGCACUGGUAACAUAGCUGAUCAGGCUGCCGGAUCUGUUCAUCCAUUCACAUCUAGUUGUAGUGACACAGUGGAGAAAAACUCAGAGCAAUCCUUUAGCAAGUUCCCCAGAAGCAGAUAUUACUGCUUUUUAUUUACUCUGCAAAAUUAUUUGGUGUUUUAAAUUGGGGGAAAACGGCGAUGAACUUGACAUGCUUAGCUUUUCUUCCUUACAUCAUGUGACCAUGGUUAAAGCCGUUCACUGAGUGAUUUGUAAAUAGAACUGGAAAAGUCUUAUGCUGGUGCCAUGUGUGAGAGAAGAGCUUGUGUCUGUAGGAAGCAUUGGUCUGAAGCACAUGUAGCACUGACAGCUGGAAACACUUGAGCAAUUCUACGCGUAUCACCCCUACCUGGGCUUCAGGCACCAAGUUUCCCACAUAUGAAUAUGGGAAGUGAUAACAGGAAUCGUGGGGGCAUUUUGACUGCCAAUGUCUCCUGCCCAAUGGCAGAACGGGCCCGUGUGAUAUUAUCCUUAGCUUUCCAGUCUCACCCACUUUUGGUCUUUCAUGUAGUAAGCCCAACAAUAAUAUGUGCUAGCCUUUUAAAUAAAUGCUCAUUGAAAGCUAAAUCCCAGUUAGGUACUGUUUAUAUAUGUUUUUAAUCAUCCUAUCAUGAUUAGAAGAUGCAUGCAACACUCUGUGCUGCUGUCUGAUUACUUGAACCAGCUCCCUAAAAGAGAAAAGUAUAACAUUGAAAAUCCAAUAAAAAUGAAUAAUGUGAGAGGUGAGAUGUACCCCUGGGGGCAUGAGGGGGAACUGGCAGGAAAGCUUUAUAGUGGGCUCUGCCCUGUGCUGGGGUCUUAAAUACUUUGUCCCGUUGUGUGUGUUGCCAAAUUGUUGCACUGAAUUCUCCUUUAGUCUUUUCUCACACGCUUUGUGUUUGUUGGGAACAAUUGGGGCAAACCGGCCAGACUUAGUGAAUGAAGAGAAAUGAUCCCAACUGGUACAAAUAUCAUUUCUCUUCCCCGCAUUUCAAAAUAAUCCGCAAUUUUCCAUUGGCUUAAAGAGAAGAGCCAAUGUUUUCAUUACAGGCUCUGUAUUCUUAUUUUUGCGUCUAUCUGUAUGGCUUUUUAACCCAUUAAAGGUUAAAGAGACAGAUCCAUUGUGAUCUUUUUAUGUAAAUAACGUUUUCACAGCAAAAUUAAUUUCAACCAAAAUAAAAAAACUUGCUGGACUUGGAAUAUUAAAAUGGAUGAGAGAGUUUGCAAUGGGCAACACUGUUUUUUUAAGGAAUUUCCAUGAUUUCCUUAAUACCACACUUUCCUGACUGAAUUUGUUUUGGGUUUUUUUUUUAGGUUCAUAUAAUUAAUAUUCUCCUAGAAUUGUAACCAAUAGGUUGAGUUUCAGACAAACAAUAAGUUUCCAAGUGCAAAACGUUGCUUCCAAAACAGCCCAGGCCCAGACUGGCAAUCUGUGGGUUCUGGCAAAUGCCAGAGGGGCUGCUGUACGGCUCCAUAGAAAGUUACCUUAAAGUGGGCUGGUAGGAGGCUGUUUGGGCCUCUAUGUACUUGGAAUGACAGGGCCUAUUUUGGAAUUGGCCUGGUCCAGGCCAAUUCCAUCUUGCAUGUAUCCAAACCUUAUGGUGUCACUUGGAAUCCUCCAGCAACUCUUUCUGUCCUUUUCCCAAAACAAACCAAAUGAAUAAAUAGGAUUAUGUUGCAGCCCAGCACCAGGGUGAGGAAGAGAUGCUAACUGUAUAUCUGUCCCUAUCUUUUUUUUUUUUUUUUCCUCAAAUGACAUAACCUAUAUAGCAAAUGUUUUUUGUGUAUGUUUAGGGUAACAUGUAUAUAAAUAUAUGCCAGGUUUAGCUUGUUUUUUUUUUAUCAGUGUUGUUUCCAAUGACUUUAAUAUUUGUUUACUGCAACUAAAAUUUUACUGCAAGAAGCUUCAUAAACUGUACAAAGACGCCAGAUUCAUUUCUCCAGUCUUUCCGUGUGCAUUGAGCAAAUAAAUUGUUCAACAGA
Messenger RNA from Xenopus laevis (African clawed frog), 4677 nucleotides. RefSeq names its product nuclear respiratory factor 1 L homeolog (gene nrf1.L). NCBI's taxonomy places the organism in Eukaryota, Metazoa, Chordata, Amphibia, Anura, Pipidae. Gene Ontology annotation, molecular function: DNA-binding transcription factor activity. Gene Ontology annotation, biological process: regulation of transcription by RNA polymerase II. Gene Ontology annotation, cellular component: nucleus. Bases 168 to 1739 code for a protein of 523 amino acids. The record is from RefSeq and is a predicted model, not a curated record. The transcript is spliced from 12 exons.